Molecule: messenger RNA, 1723 nt
Organism: Tribolium madens (black flour beetle)
Lineage: Eukaryota; Metazoa; Arthropoda; Insecta; Coleoptera; Tenebrionidae
Gene: egr
Product: protein eiger
Exons: 5
Coding region: 238-1524 (428 amino acids)
Biological process (GO): immune response
Cellular component (GO): membrane
Molecular function (GO): tumor necrosis factor receptor binding; receptor ligand activity
Source: RefSeq, a predicted model, not a curated record
GUGAAAAAUAUUUGUACAUUCGCGGAGGUCGUCGAUCUGUUAAUGCCUCGUCGAACCCCCACAAGGGAUGACGCAGUGAUUACUGAACGAUAACAAACGAAAUCAAUGCGACUUAAGUCCUUGACUGGACUUAAGUUGCAUCGCGCUUCAAAUAAGCAGCACCAAGUUAAAAACCUAGCAGUGUUCGUGUUUUAGUGGCAAAGUGCGGGCCUGAAAAACUUGACUUGACUUAGUAAAAUGAAGAAUGAAGAAUGUAAGCUCCCGAUCCAAGAAGAUCAUCGCGCUUUUAUUAAAAAACCAAAUUCUGCUAUACAUGACAGAAGCAGCAAAAUUUUUGUUAUUGCUGCACUCAUUCUACUUGCCGCAAUGUCGUUAAUGAUUGCCAUCACAUUUAUUUCCAUUAAUGGGAUGCAAGAGUUGAAGGAAGAAGUUGAUUCACUUAAGGCAACGAUUAAGAGUCUCCAGGAGAAAAUUGAGGAAGAGAUCAAUCGCAACAAUACUAAAACCAACUUUAACCUAAACGACGAUUAUCCGAAUUGGGACGACACAGCAAACGAAUAUUACUUGGAUUUUGACGGUGCCGAUAUAUACGACGAUACUUAUUACGACCAAUUGGAAUCUGAUAAUAUUUCAAAACUCACAGGAGAGCCAUACACAAAAGAUGCAAAAGAAGCCACGGCACCUCCAAGAGAAAAAAGGAGUAUUACUGGAUAUACAGAAGACGAACCUACUGUCAAUGCAGAACAAUACGGUGAAGAACGACGAAGAAAUAACACUUUGAAGAAAAACUACCCUCAUUAUUACACCACACCGCCAAGCUCCUUCAGAUUCCCAUUUUAUCCAGAAACAAAAACACAUUCUGAAGAGCAGGAUUGGACAUCAUCUCCCAGACCUUUCAACUCCAGAAAGUCUCGCAUUAUGCAGUCUGAAGGUUCUCCAAGCACAAGGGAGAAUCCUGACUUCGAAUUUAUAACCGCACAUACCAGACAUCGCCAACGACGUCUCGAACUGGACGAACAUCAAGUAAGAACUGGCAGAAUGCGUCCUUUGCCUAGCGCUCAUUUUUCUGGAGAUACGUCUAAGUACGUCUACGGUCAACACGAGAAUUUCAACGGUAACGGCCACCUCCGUCAUCCUCAUACAACUUACGUUGAUUGGGUCGAAAGUGAUUGGUUCAGUAAACUCGGCAUGGACCAGUACUUUUCUUUUUCCGACGGACUUUUGACCGUCAAAGAACCAGGAUUAUAUUUCAUCUAUGCCCAAAUUUUUUAUUACGACAUACACGACACGAAUGGCUUUAGGGUGUACAGGAAUGAAAAUGAAACUCUUUUGCAGUGUACUACAAUGACACAUUCAUCGGAAAGGGUAAUGAAAGGCAAUACCUGCUUUACCGCGGCGGCGAAUUACUUGAAUGAGAAUGACAAGAUUAGUCUGGUGGAUUUAUCCGAAGCGAGAUAUUCCUUAUUUGAACCUGGAAAGUCAUUUUUUGGAGUCAUCAAACUUGGAGAUGUUAAAAUCAAAUAAAAACCAAAGCUUUAUGUAGGUUUUAAUUUAUUAGUAUUGUCAGUUAGUUCUGAUAUUUCUGACCAAAGGUUGCAGUACAAUAAGUACGUAAAAUGUGUAUCCUUAAUGCUUGCCAUAUUUUAUUGUAAUGUAUUAAUGAAUUUUGUAUAUAUUUAUGUAUUAGAUUUUUAAAUAAAAAAAAAAAAUUAACUGAAUUCAA